Messenger RNA from Monopterus albus (swamp eel), 602 nucleotides. Its product is annotated as doublecortin domain-containing protein 2-like. The coding region runs from base 99 to 488 and encodes 129 amino acids. Lineage: Eukaryota; Metazoa; Chordata; Actinopteri; Synbranchiformes; Synbranchidae. The record is from RefSeq and is a predicted model, not a curated record. The transcript has 7 exons.
CCAAGAAGUCCUGCCUGCUGUUAGAAAGAUGAGACACGAAGUCUGUGUUUGCUCACACAGGCUUUGGAGAGGACCUUGAGCACACAGCCAGGGGCCAGAUGCAGAAACACACAGCCAAACCAGAAAGAGCCAAACAACAGAGGCAGGUGUCCAGAAACCCAGUUCUCCUCGCAACAGGGGAGGGGAGCGUGUUCAAUGCACAAAACAAAAGAAGUGAGAUGGCAGGAUCGGUGGAAGUGCAAGAGGACUGCCAGCUGAAGGUGGACCUGCCAAUUGAUCAGCUUGAAGCCAAGAUAGUCGACGAGCAGUGUGAGGAUAGGACUUGUUCUGCGAGUCUUUGCAAGGCCUCCCUUUAUGUUUCAGAUGACUUCUUUCUGCAGAAGUCUUUGUUUGCAGGUCCCAGGAAGGAUGAGACUAAAGAGAGGGAGGUGUCUUCCAGCUGUGACACAAUACGGUCACUGGUGUCCCGGUUUGUCAAGGAAAAGUGAAACCCUGACAUUCCUUGUUUUAUUCUGCAUUAUAUUCAUUCAAAAGAUGAUGCCACCACCUCUCUCCACCCUGACCUUGUCUUUACUCACCCCUCCACCACCAAUUACACACAG